CAUUGUGGCAGCGUAUAGCACAACAGUAUACCGUGUGGGCUCCACAAUGAUUAAAAUACGACCAGUGUUCUUGGGUCAAACUGCCAGUUAAUCCCCGGGAGUAGUAUAGUCAUUUUGCCGGUACUGACUGGCUGCAGACAGUGGACACAUGCUACCGCAAGUUUUUGCUGCUGGAACAACCAUUCUCAUAUUAUGCCAGGUAAUUUGUGUGGAAUUUUGAAGUCUUUUGGAUCAAUACACCGACAUGAGUUGAGAGUUUUCUCUACAUUUAUGCAGCUGUUUAUAAGCACUGUGUACCUCUUACUCUAGACUGACCCUGGUUCAAAAUGUGCUCGAGCAAAUUCUAGUGAAGUUAUAAUGUGUAUGUGAUUGUGAAGUUAAAUCCUUACAAGUCUGCUGGACGUGGAUGUGAUGUAUGUAAUGUUCUCAACAGAUCUACGGUUCGGGAAUUUCCCAAUCCCUCUCUCUGGAGCAUUUAUUUCGUCUUGUACAGACUGAGCAAGGAUAUUAUUGAAGUCGUUCCUCAUCGUGCGUGAGGUUGAUCUUGAACGGGAGAAAGAGCUUCUAGCGGGCCACGGAGGGGGAGUCCGUGGGUGAAACAUGUCAUAUCGUCCCGUCAGGAAUCGGAGUAGCGGAGCCUCGGGGAUGAUUGUCCCGGAAUAUAAAAUCGCUCUGCUUGGUAGUCUCGGGGUUGGCAAAUCAGCCCUGACAGUUAAAUUUAUAACAAGACGUUUUAUCAACGAAUAUGACCCAACAUUAGAGGACACAUACUCCAAAGAAGAUGUGAUAGACAACCAAACGAUGCUGGUACGGCUCAUGGAUACUGCUCAUGGGGAUGCGGAAAAUCUUGAGCGUUACAUCCAGUGGGCAGACGGCUUAAUGGUGGUUUACAGCAUCACAAGUAAACACAGCUUUAACUAUGCCAAGAACCUUCUCCUAGAAAUCUCAGAGUUACAGAAGUCUAGGGAGACCCAUGAAGCGCCAGUAAUCCUCGUGGGAAAUAAGAACGAGAUGGAGAGAUAUCGGCAAGUGAGUAAGUUAGAUGGGAGUUCACUGGCCACACAGUACGCAUGCUCAUACCAUGAAGUAUCAGCAGCAGGAGAAUUCAAAGAUGUAGAAAACGUCUUUCAAGAAACUGUACGCGAGAUUCGGCGAGAAGCCGACAGACAUGUACCCCUUAAGCCGUUAUUUAUUAGUGAAGAGAAGACCAUCCCACCAUCUCCACCCUCCUCAAGGAAAGACAGAGAUCGUGCCAAAUCUCCCCAGCCUAAGGCACCCCGAGUGCUGCAAAAGAGAACUGUUUCCAGUUUCAAGUUUUUCAACAAGGGAUUCAAAAUAUUUUGAAAAAAAAUGGACCCUGCUUUUUAGUCCUGAACCUUGCCUUGGUGUGGAGAACCAAGAAUGUCACUUAACAUCGGUUCUUCCAUUUUUUGCUUUAAAAAUGCUCUGAGAUGCAAUACAGUAAGGGUGAGCUUCCUUAACACCAAUCCAUUUUACCUACCUACAAAUUGUCAGUACUGGAAAUGUAAGAACCAGCUAACCAACAGAUUUUUGAAUGGAAUUUCAUCUGACAGCAGAAACAACACCAGAAGUAACAUGAUAAUUAUUACGAGGUCUUCUGGUCAGCAGGAUGUAAGCAUGCACCACUGGAUGAGACCCCAGUUUACACAAGACUUAAAAAGGCAGAGCUAUGGUCCUGUAUGAGCGGACUCAUUGUUUGUUUUCUCUACCAACACAAGGCGUCUGUGAUUGCCAAGCUAUGAUUGGAGUCAACCUUGAAUCAGCGGGGGAGUUCGGUCAUGCACACCGGACGACUUCUCUUAAUGUGGCAGGUGUCAAUAUCUUGGGAUCCAACUCUUUCAAAAAGUCCUUUCCUAGACCCUAGAAAAACAAUUAAAGAUAAACGACACCUCACUUGGUAUUGGAACAGUAACACUUUGCUACAAAGCAUUCAGUGCCCACUCACCACAUUUGUGAAUUUCCUCCCUUUGAAAAAAUCAAACACUUUUGAUCUGUGGCUGUGCUCUGUGGUCAUAUAUGGGUUGACUGGGCUGGCUCCAAAGCCCUUGCAUGCCAGCAGCUUGAGCAUCCUUAGCCCUUGCAUGCCAGCAGCUUGAGCAUCCUUUGCUCUUCAUCUUCUCAGCUGCAAGUUAGGAUGAUUAUUCUCCCAAAUUGUUAGUAUUUUUGUUGAACUUUAUUAUUGCGAUAAACCGCAUGCCGAACAAAGAUAUUGACAAAAAGGAGACUGCCAACAUAGGGCCAGAUAGCUAAGUUUGUAAAGCGCUAUUCAUAUAUUAUUUACAACCAAGCAUUAAUAAAACCCAUACAAAAUACAAACAUGAACACAAAAAAUGCCAGGGACAUACGCCUGGAAUUUAAAAAGUUUACCGAAAAACUGUAGCCCGAAGGCCUUCAAUUCCAAUAUCUCUGGCCACAUCAAAAAAAAUAUAUUAAAAAUCUAUAUUUAAUGUUAAACCAUUGGAGGCACAUUGUAGAACCAAGCAAAAUGUCAAAGGCAGGGUUUGCAAUUGUUAGUGUCUAGCAAACAGGACCAGUUGUAGCUUGUUAUUUUACUAGUCUGUCAGCUUUUGCACCGGUCGAUUUUCAAGUGAAAUAGGGAUGCUUUCUAACACUGAACUAGUCAGCCAGACCAUUUGAAGAGAAUUCUGACUGGUCCUCGGGUGUUUUUAACUGGUGUUUGGCCAGUGGACCACUGUUAAGGGAGAACGCUGAAAGGUUCAGGGACCAAUUUCAUAAAGCCUGUAAGCACACA
This is a messenger RNA of Asterias rubens (European starfish), 2773 nucleotides long. RefSeq names its product ras-like protein family member 12. Lineage: Eukaryota; Metazoa; Echinodermata; Asteroidea; Forcipulatida; Asteriidae. The transcript has 5 exons. The coding region runs from base 601 to 1344 and encodes 247 amino acids. Gene Ontology annotation, molecular function: GTP binding; GTPase activity. The record is from RefSeq and is a predicted model, not a curated record.